AUGAAGACCGCUGCUCGAGCAUUCUACUUGGGUCUUUUCACUCUUUUGAGUACUUGCACUUCACAUACAGAAGCUUCUGAUUCCUCGUCCAAAUCUAGAACGAUUCAAAGUCCAGAUGUUUGCGCGAUCUCCCCAAAAGCAAUCGUGUCUGAUGCUUGCACAACAUACGCUACCCUCGAUGACCUUAAUCGAGAGAUAUCGCCUUCCCUAGAUGAUCUCACACAAACCACCGAUUUCUUUGCAUAUUACCGGCUGAACUUGUACGGUAAGGAGUGUCCCUUCUGGAACGAUGAGAAUGGCAUGUGUGGCAAUAUUGCCUGCGCCGUAAACACAUUAGACAAUGAAGAAGAUAUACCGCUGGUAUGGAGGGCCGAGGAAUUGGGAAAACUAGAAGGGCCCAAAGCUGGCCAUCCCGGGAAGAAAGUACAACAAGAACGUCCAAAGAAACCCUUACAAGGCAAGCUCGGCGAAGAUGUCGGGGAGAGUUGUGUGGUAGAAUACGAUGAUGAGUGCGACGAGAGAGACUAUUGUGUACCGGACGAUGAAGGUGCCGGUUCGAAGGGAGACUAUGUGAGCUUGGUAGACAACCCGGAAAGAUUUACUGGAUAUACUGGUGAAGGGGCAAAGCAAGUUUGGGAUGCCAUAUAUCGAGAGAAUUGCUUUUCGAAAGCAUCCUUUCCUCACUCGGCAUCUCUUGGACACUCCCCACUUUCUCUGAAAGAACCUGCGGCGAAUGAACUUAAAACCGUUCUUAAACAACGUGGCCGUCAACACAUUCUGGAAGAGCAACGAGAGCACUCCCCAAACCUCCCAUUCGUAGCAGAAACUGGCUUCGAACUGGAAGACGAGUGUUUGGAGAAGCGUGUCUUUUAUAGAGUCAUUUCCGGCAUGCACACCUCCAUCAGCACACAUCUUUGCUACGAGUAUUUGAACCAAACCACUGGUCUAUGGGGCUUAAAUCUUCAGUGUUACAAGGACCGCUUACAUGGCUUUCCAGAACGUGUCUCGAAUCUCUACUUCAAUUACGCUCUUGUUUUACGAGCCGUCACAAAACUCGGCCCCUCUCUCGAAGAUUACACUUUUUGUUCAGGUGAUCCGGCCCAAGAUCAGCUUACCCAAUCCAAGGUGCAGACCUUGAUUUCAAAAGCAUCGAAAGAACCACAAAUCUUUGACGAAAGUUUAAUGUUUGUCAAUGGCGAGGGUCCAAGUCUGAAAGAAGACUUCCGCAAUCGCUUCAGAAAUGUUAGUCGAAUCAUGGAUUGUGUUGGUUGUGAUAAAUGCCGGCUAUGGGGGAAGGUUCAAACCGCGGGUUAUGGAGCAGCGCUGAAAGUUUUAUUCGAAACCGAGAACAAGUCGAAAGACGUUCCAACGUUGAAACGAACCGAACUCGUCGCUUUAUUCAACACUUUGGGUCGCAUUUCACAUUCCCUCCGCGCUAUCAACGAGUUCCGAACUUUGAUUGAAGCCGAAGAGAACAAGCCUAAAGAGGCUGUUGAGUUAACAGAUCGUGUUACGCAGCCACACAAUGCCAUUCAAGAUCAACCUCGUGAAGAUCCAAUAGCAAAAGACUUUGCGGAUUAUGACGAGGAGACAAGAUUGAAGCGUGAAAUCCCUACUGCUUCGGAUCUCAUUUGGAAGGAAUUAAGAUUGACAUGGAAUGUAACCAAAUAUGUUAUUUGGGGAUGGGUCAGAUUCCCCGUAACUAUGUGGGAAAUUUUUGUGCUCGAAAUCUCUAGAUUUUGGGAAUAUUAUAUUGGUCUUCCAGUAUCUCCUAGGCAGUGGACGAUCGUACGCCCAAAUUUUGAUGAACUUUAG
Molecule: messenger RNA, 1815 nt
Organism: Sclerotinia sclerotiorum 1980 UF-70
Lineage: Eukaryota; Fungi; Ascomycota; Leotiomycetes; Helotiales; Sclerotiniaceae
Exons: 3
Coding region: 1-1815 (604 amino acids)
Biological process (GO): protein folding in endoplasmic reticulum
Cellular component (GO): endoplasmic reticulum membrane; endoplasmic reticulum
Molecular function (GO): thiol oxidase activity; protein-disulfide reductase activity; FAD binding
Source: RefSeq, a predicted model, not a curated record